Molecule: messenger RNA, 1490 nt
Organism: Durio zibethinus
Lineage: Eukaryota; Viridiplantae; Streptophyta; Magnoliopsida; Malvales; Malvaceae
Product: plant UBX domain-containing protein 10-like
Biological process (GO): ERAD pathway
Cellular component (GO): endoplasmic reticulum
Molecular function (GO): ubiquitin binding
Source: RefSeq, a predicted model, not a curated record
CAUAUCUCUUCAUGGAAUGAGAAAUUUCCCCAGGGAAAUAUCAACAACUUACUCUUAGCUGUCUAGUUCUUCAUUCUUUCUUUCUCUUUUAAAUUUCAAUUUAAUCUUCUGGAGAAAUGUCCUUGACAAUAAGAGGAAGUGUGAGAGCAAGAAGGCAACCCUCUUGCAGAGGGAUUUUUUGUCGGAUGGUAUGCCUUCCCAGAAGCAUAAUAGGGGGGUUUUCAAGAGUAAUGGGUAGAAGAAACCAAUACCAGCCACCGAACUUACAGCUGCAACAUCCACAACUACAGCAGCCCCAAGCUGCUCCGGAAGAGUGGGCUUUUCUGGCCAGUUUUGAACAGCAAUAUGGUACCACACAUCCAUUUUUCUAUGCCUGUAGUUUUAUGCAGGCUCUAAAGAUAGCAGAGGAUGAGCACAAGUUCAUGUUCAUGUAUCUCCACUCUCCAGAAUACCCCUCCACUUCUUCUUUUUGUUCGGGGAAUUUGUGUUCAGAGCUGGUAGUACAGUUUCUUGAUGCAAACUUUGUGUGCUGGGGAGCAUUCGCAGAUAGAGGAGAGGGUUUACAAAUGGCAGCAACUCUGCUGCCUGCUAGCUUCCCCUUCUGUGCAGUGAUUGCCCCUGCUACCUGUAACAACAUAGUAGUGCUGCAACAGAUGGAGGGUCCAAUUGAUCCAGCUGAGCUGGUGGAGAUUUUACAGAGGACAAUGGAAGAGCAAGGGUCGGCUUUUGGCAGUGCAAGAGGAAGGGAGGAAGAACAGAUGAGAGCAAGGAUUAAGGAGGAGGAAAGGAUAAGAGCCAGAGCUAUGGAGGAAGAAAAGUUAAGGGCAGAUCGUCAGUUGAGAGAAGAACAAGAUGCUGCAUAUUUUGCUGCUUUACAGAUAGACCAGGAAAAAGAAAAGCUCAGGAAUGCAAGAGCUCAAAAACCAGAGAAACAUCUAGGUAAAUCAAGGCAGGCUUCAUCUAUUAGAGAAGCCCGGUUCAAAGAAACAGUUGGUCAAGGGAAGGAUACACAGGCUACUCAGAUAUUGAUUCGGUUUCCAAGUGGUGAAAGAAGAGAGCACAGCUUUUGUUGCACAGAUAAGAUCCUCUCAAUUUACAUAUACAUAGAUUCAUUAGGACUACCAGGAAUUGGAAACUACAGACUAAUAUCAAGCUUCCCAAGAAGAGUAUAUGGUGUUGAUCAAAUGGGAAUCACUUUGAAAGAUUCUGGUCUUCAUCCUAGAGCAAGCCUGUUCGUGGAGCUUCUUUGAUAACACUGAACUAAUUAAUGAAUAAUGAUGGUGCACGAAAGCUUUAUGCACCAUAACACGGACAGCAAACAUACAAAUGUGGAAAUUACUACUAGAUGUCGCCUAAUUCAAUAUGUAUUGAUCAUGUUAUCCAAUCCAUGUAUUAUGCAUCAUACUUGCUUCACCAUAAUCUCAUCUCAUGAAUAAUAGCUUAUCAAAGCUAAGACUUUUGUUAGGAGAGAAAAGAAAAAAAAAAAUGGA